Messenger RNA from Ilex paraguariensis (yerba mate), 1326 nucleotides. The record is from the annotation of a GenBank genome assembly. NCBI's taxonomy places the organism in Eukaryota, Viridiplantae, Streptophyta, Magnoliopsida, Aquifoliales, Aquifoliaceae.
UUGCGCCUCAAACGUACGAAGACUGAGAGGUAUAAUAAACAACACACAACCACAAACAACUAUUCACAUUUCACACCCAACCCCCGUCUUACAAGCAAUACACACAUACACUCGCACAGUCUCAACAACUACCUAUCAAUUUUCAAUCAAUCCACAGUUCUAAGCUCAUUUCUUGUUAGUUUUCGCAAAUGGGUCACCCCCUCUUGGAAGCUCUCAACGUCCGGGUCGUCGGCUCCGGCGAGAAAGUUCUUGUUCUCGCCCACGGCUUCGGCACCGAUCAAUCGGCCUGGAAUCGCAUUCUUCCCUAUUUCUUGCGCGACCACCGUGUCGUACUCUACGACCUCGUUUGUGCCGGAAGUGUCAAUCCUGACUACUUCGAUUUCCGGAGAUACACCUCUCUUGAUGCCUAUGUCGAUGAUCUUCUCCGCAUACUUGAUGCUCUUGGUAUUGAUCGCUGCGUCUAUGUCGGUCACUCCGUCUCCGCCAUGAUCGGAAUUUUAGCCUCCAUUCGCCGCCCGGAGCUCUUCUCCAAACUUAUCCUCAUCGGCGCUUCGCCCAGGUUCUUAAACGACAAAGACUACCAUGGUGGAUUCGAGCUAGGAGAAAUCGAGAAAGUUUUCUCAGCUAUGGAGGACAAUUAUAAGGCAUGGGUGAGCGGCUAUGCUCCCCUGGCUGUCGGCGCCGAUGUGCCUGCGGCGGUCCGAGAGUUCAGCCGGACUCUGUUCAAUAUGAGGCCUGAUAUAACCCUAUUCGUGUCGCGAACUGUUUUCAACAGCGAUUUGAGGGAGGUGUUGGGCUUGGUGAAGGUGCCAUGUUUCAUAAUUCAGACGGCGAAGGACGUCUCUGUGCCGGAGUCGGUGGCGGUGUAUCUGGAGAACCACCUUGGUGGGCGGAACAAGGUGGAGAUGUUGAACAUUGAGGGCCAUUUGCCCCACCUGAGUGCGCCGGCGUUGUUAGCCCAGGUGCUCCGGCGAGCCCUGUCACGGUGACUGAACUCUUAGUAUUGGGUCAGUGGUGUGGGCUGUUUGGUACGCGGGCCACAAAGUUUCUAACAACAACUAGGAAAUAAUGGUGGAGCUGUUGACACCUAGAGUGAAUAAGUUGUGGACAUGAAUUUGUGAUCUUUUGCUAUUAGUGUUUGAAUCUUAUUUUGUUAACUAAACAUUUGACUAUGCUUUGUUUUAUUUUUCCAAUCUUAUUUAUUACAGCGAGUUAUUUGUUUCGGAUCCUCAACUUUAAGAUCUAACUGUUCCUGUUGUUGGCCAUUACCUCACCCGCCAAACUCUACGUAUGCUUAUAGUUGAAUAAAUAAAAUUAAAAAGUUGA